Dipodomys ordii (Ord's kangaroo rat) is the source of this 3971-nucleotide messenger RNA. RefSeq names its product diacylglycerol kinase, theta 110kDa (gene Dgkq). The coding region runs from base 1 to 2580 and encodes 859 amino acids. The transcript has 23 exons. The record is from RefSeq and is a predicted model, not a curated record. Gene Ontology annotation, biological process: intracellular signal transduction; lipid phosphorylation; diacylglycerol metabolic process. Gene Ontology annotation, molecular function: ATP-dependent diacylglycerol kinase activity. Lineage: Eukaryota; Metazoa; Chordata; Mammalia; Rodentia; Heteromyidae.
AUGGGGCCCAGCCAGGCCUGCAACUUUAUGUCCCACGAGAAGUGCCUGAAACAGGUGAAGACCCCAUGUACGUCUGUGGCUCCCAGUCUGGUGCGGGUCCCUGUAGCCCAUUGCUUUGGAUCUCGUGGCCUCUAUAAACGCAAGUUCUGUGGGGUCUGCCGCAAGGGCUUGGAGGUACCUGCGCUCCGUUGUGAAGUGUGUGAGCUGCAUGUUCACCCCGACUGUGUGCCCUUCGCCUGUAGUGACUGCCGCCAGUGCCAUCAGGAUGGGCACCAGGAUCAUGACAUGUACCUCCACCACUGGCGGGAGGGGAAUCUGCCUUCUGGAGCACGCUGUGAGGUCUGCAAGAAGUCCUGUAGCUCCUCGGACGUGCUGGCUGGCGUGCGCUGCGAGUGGUGUGGCGCCCAGGCCCACUCGGUGUGCUGUGCAGUGCUGGGCCCCGAGUGCUCAUUUGGGCGCCUGCGCUCCAUGGUCCUGCCCCCGGCAUGCGUACGUCUGCUCUCCCGAAAUUUCAGCAAGCUGCACUGUUUCCGCAUCCCAGAGACAGCAGCCCUGGAGCUGGGCAAUGGGGAGGACGGUGUAGAUGGAAGUGUGGCCACUGGACCCAGCAGAGAGGCGCUGGCAGCUCUGGACUCCAGCAAGCAGACCCUGAAGAUCUUUGAUGGCAAUGAUGCCAUGAGGAGAAAUCAGUUCCGCCUGGUCACUGUUCCCCGCCUGGCCAGGAGCCAGGAGGUGCUGGAGGUGGCGCUGCGGGCCUACUAUGUAAACGAGGACCCAGGGGACUUUGAGCUACAGGCCCUGCCCCUGCCCUCACUGGCUAGUGAUGCACCAGAGAAGACUGGAAGUGGUGGGACUGCUGAGGAGGAGGCCAGCGGAGGCCCUGGGACCCGAGAGCCCAUGCCCGAGGCCUGGGUCAUCCGGGCUCUGCCUCGUGCUCAGGAGGUCCUGAAGAUCUACCCUGGCUGGCUCAAGGUGGGUGUGGCCUACGUGUCCAUCCGUGUGACCCCACAGAGCACAGCACAGGCCGUGGUGCUGGAGGUACUCCCGCUGUUUGGACGCCAGACUGAGGAUCCGGAAAACUUCCAGCUGAUCGAGGUGCUCAUGGGCAGCAGGCAAGUGCAGCGGACGGUGCUGGAGGGUGAGGAGCUCCUGCUACACCGGCUUCUGGACAUCCGGCAGACCUCUGUACGCCAGGUGAGCCAGACGCGAUUCUACGUGACUGAGAACAGGGCAGUAGCCCCGCAUGUCUCCCUACUUGUGAGUGGCCUUCCACUGGGCCUUUCUCCCCAGGAGUACAGCAGCCUGCUGCAUGAGGCCAUGGCCACCAAAGCUGCUGUGGUGUCCGUGAGCCACGUCUACUCCUCACAAGGCGCAGUGGUACUGGACGUCACGUGCUUUGCAGAGGCUGAGCGACUGUACAUGCUGGUCAGGGACACAACCCUGCACGGCCGGCCGCUGACGGCACUGGUGCUGCCGGAAGUGCUGCACACAAAGCUGCCCCCAGACUGCAGCCCUGUUCUUGUGUUUGUGAACCCCAAGAGUGGGGGCCUCAAGGGCCGAGACCUGCUCUGUAGUUUCCGGAAGCUGUUGAACCCACAUCAGGUCUUUGAGCUGACCAAUGGAGGGCCUCUUCCUGGGUUUCACCUGUUCUCCCAGGUGCCUUGCUUCCGGGUGCUGGUAUGUGGCGGGGAUGGCACUGUGGGCUGGGUGCUCACCACACUGGAGGAGACCCGGCACCAUUUGGCCUGCCCAGAGCCAUCUGUGGCGAUCCUGCCCCUGGGCACAGGGAACGACCUUGGCCGGGUCCUCCGCUGGGGGGCAGGCUACAACGGCGAGGACCCGUUCUCGGUGCUGGUGUCUGUGGAUGAGGCUGACUCUGUGCUUGUGGACCGCUGGACCAUCCUGCUAGAUGCCCAUGAGAUGGGGAGUGCAGAGAACAAGGCGGCUGACUUGGAGCCACCCAAGAUUGUGCAGAUGAGUAACUACUGUGGCAUUGGCAUCGAUGCAGAGCUCAGCCUGGACUUCCACCAGGCACGGGAGGAGGAGCCUGGCAAGUUCACAAGCAGGUUCCACAACAAGGGUGUGUAUGUGCGGGUCGGGCUGCAGAAGAUCAGCCGCUCCCGAGGCCUGCACAAGGAGGUCCGGCUGCAAGUGGAGCAGCAGGAGGUGGAGCUGCCCAGCAUUGAGGGCCUCAUCUUCAUCAAUAUACCCAGCUGGGGCUCUGGGGCCGACUUGUGGGGCUCUGACAGCGAUUCAAGGUUUGAGAAGCCACGCAUGGACGAUGGGCUGUUGGAGGUAGUAGGUGUGACUGGAGUUGUGCACAUGGGCCAGGUGCAGGGUGGACUACGCUCUGGAAUCCGCAUUGCCCAGGGCUCAUACUUCCGGGUCACACUCUUCAAGGCCACCCCUGUGCAGGUGGAUGGGGAACCCUGGAUUCAGGCUCCAGGGCAUAUGAUCAUCUCUGCAGCUGGCCCUAAGGUCCACAUGCUGCGGAAGGCCAAGCAGAAGCCCAGGAAGGCUGGCACCGUCAGGGAAGCUCACGUCGACGCCUUGCCUGCUCCUGAGGGUGAUCCCAAGUAGAGGGGAGACGUCGAGGGGGCUCUGUGUCUAUCCCAUGCUCUGCACACUGGCUGGCCAGCAGAGGGACUUGGCUGCAGCCUUGAUGACAGCAUCCUCCUGGGCCCUCACUAGGACAGUGCUGGCAGGGGCUGGCCAUUUCUCCCUUGGCUCCAGUACUAGUCUGCUUGGCAGGUAGACACGAGGCUCAGGCGGGGCCCAUACCCGCACCAGUCACAAGGAGUUUCAGGGGGAGCAGGUAUGGCCUGGGCACCUCUCCCUUCGCACCACCUGAGCCAGGUAGCCAUGGGUGCAGGUCAUCCAGGUGGGCCUCAUUCAGUGCUCAUCCUGUCCCUGACCCAGCCGAUGCAGAAUGUUGCCAGUACUCAUGCUUACUGGUGGGAAGUAUGGCCAGCCCCUUGCUGGGCAGGGUGACCUCAUUUGCUGGCCUCAUCAUUGCAGAUGGACCCUUGGAACAUGGGUGGCCAUUACAAAGCCCAAGCAGUGCCAGCUGGGCUUGACUGCCCUUCCCAGUGCCUCUGCUAUGGUGAUCUUGUGGCGAGCUGCGUCGGGCUUCUGCACUGCCUGCCCAGCAGCUGGAGGAUGACUGGGCCGCACCUAACCCUGUUCCCUGGGUGAAGUGCUUCCUGCCUGAGGGAACUUGAGGUGGGCUUGGUGGGAGUGUAGAUAACACCUGUGCGCGUGAAGCCUUCAUACCCUUAGACUCAACUAUGACUAUAGCACUUUAUAGACACACUAUCUGCUAGCCCCAAAGCUCUUCCCUGGCGGUACAGAGUGCUACCCAGUUCCCACACUCCACACUGCUGGCCAGGCCUUGCUGGGGGCAUUGUCCUUACAGACGGCCCAGUUGGAGUGAGAUGAAUGUUUCUUCCAUGUGCCCAAGAAUUCAUUGUCAUACCUCACACCCUUCAGGAACGACCAAAAGAUGAGCAGCCUAUGUGGAAGUCUGAGACCCCCACUCCCAAAGAAAGGGGAUACAUGUCCAAAUCCUUCCCUUCUGGUUGGUACUGAGUGUGCACUGCUCACAAGUGGUUGUGCCACACCCCAGGGUGUGUCCUUCCUGGCCUGCAGCCUCCUGGGCCACGCGUGGUGCCACUGAGUGCUCAGUGGUGCCCUCCCUUGCUUCUGCCAAAACUGCACAAAUGCAUCUUACGGCCAUUAUGGUCUCAGUGUAGACAUUCCUCAUGUUUACAUCAUUUGUAAUCCUCGAUGGGAUAGUUUUUGCUUUGAUUUCAAUCUGUAGGAAUUAUUUGUAAAUUGUGGCCUGUGUGGCAUGUCCUCUGUAUUUAAGUGAGUCUGUCCCCUGUGCACUGGUCCUCUGUGUAUGUAAUUUAUCGCUACCUGAAUGUGACCUAACUUAUAUCUGGGACAAAUACAGUCUGGGCUUCACUGUG